Molecule: messenger RNA, 2124 nt
Organism: Ascoidea rubescens DSM 1968
Lineage: Eukaryota; Fungi; Ascomycota; Saccharomycetes; Ascoideales; Ascoideaceae
Product: leucine-rich repeat domain-containing protein
Exons: 1
Coding region: 1-2124 (707 amino acids)
Molecular function (GO): protein binding
Source: RefSeq, a predicted model, not a curated record
AUGGACAUUCAGUCUAAGUUACCUUUCAACAUCAUCAGUAAGAUUAUCUUUUACAUUCCAAAGGACAAAGUCUGGCUUUUGACGUUAUCCCCCUUUGCUUCGAUUUCCUGCUGUGCUUAUUCAGGUCUAUUCGAGAACUUGGUGGUUCUUGAAGAAACAGAUGGAGCAGAUCGACAGCCUAAGUAUGGUCUUCGUCUGUCAAUUAUCAAACUCAGAGCAUUCUACUGUCGUUUGAGGGUUGAAGAUAUCAUCAGCAAUGUUCAAACGUUUAGAAAUCAUUUCAAUUCAACAAAAGAGCUAGAUUUGGUCUUUCGUGGUUCAAAUAAUAAUUUUGGAUUUCGGUUCUUUCAAUUGAUCGAAAAUGAGCAAAUACUCUUUUCGAAUUUAUCUGUUUUAUAUUUUACUUCUUUAGCAGAUCUUGGUCCAAAGAUAGCGAGAAAGAUUUUAAACCACUCUGUUCUACAGAAUCAACUUGUUCAUCAGUUGAGCAAAGUAUCAUUGACUUCAAUUACAGAGUUCAAGCAUGUAAAACUUUUUGAGAAAAUGUAUAAAAACAUGAACAGUAUUUUAUUUUACAAUUCAGAUCUAACUGAGUUUCCUGAAAGCUCCAACAGAAAUCUCUCUCUAUUGAAAAGGUUGAGUUUUUUUAAUGUUUCUAAAUUCCCAAAAUCAUUGGGUUUUUGGUUGGCAUUGGUGAGUUUAGAAUCUCUUACAUUCAAAAGUUGUAAUUUAACGAAAUUGCCAGAAUUGAAUUUCUUAAACAAAUUAAAUUAUCUUAGAGUUACUGGAAAUCAUUUUGAUUUUCAAAAAUUUGAAAAAUUAGUUAAUUUAGAAUAUUUAUUGCUUGAAGCGUUUGCUUUUGAUUACAAAACUGUAACUUUUGAAGUUGGCUCAUUAGAAAAUUUUAAAAGGCUAAAACAUUUACAGAUUAAUAGAUAUGAUUUGGACAAAAUACCAAAAUUUUUCAAUAAUUUUAUUGACUUGGAAUAUCUAAAUUUAGCCCAUAACGAGAUCCCAAAAAUUGAUAAUAUUAACAACUUAACCAAACUCAAAUAUUUAAACAUAUCAGCAAAUUGUCUUUAUUUAAUUGAAAAUUUGGAAGACUUGAAAAACUUGGAGGUCUUAGAUUUGUCAUAUAAUGGGAUCAGCGAAAUUAAAAUAAAUAAUGAUUUAAAAAACAUAAAAAUUCUAAAUUUAAGCCAAAUUAACUUUGCCAAAACAGAAACGCCUCUGCUUUCAAAGUAUUUUAGCAAUUUAGAACAGUUAAAAUAUGUUUAUAAUAAUUGUUUUAAUUUUGAAGAAAUAAAACUAUUGAAAAACUUGAGAGAUUUGAACGUUAAAUUUAUGAGGAAAAAUGUAAAUUUAAAAAAAGAGAAUUUUCAAGGAGUUGAGAAAUUGGAGAGAUUGAAUCUACUGUUUAGUAAAAUUGCAGAUGCAUCAUUUUUGGAAAAUAUCCCUAAAACUUUGAAAUAUUUAAAUUUAUCACAUAACGAAAUCGAGGAAAUUUACUUUGAUAUUGAAUCUGAAGAUAAAAACAGCAGUGAAGAUGACAGCAAAGAAAGUAAUAAGAAGGUUGUCUUUUACUUGGAAAAUUUAGAUUUAUCAUUCAAUAAAAUCUAUCACUGGUGGAGUUUAAAUUUAAUUGAUUUUCCAAAUCUAAAAGUCUUAGAUUUAAACAAUAAUGAUUUUCAAGAAUUCAAAGUGGAUGAAGUAAAUUUUUUAGAAAACUUGGAAACAUUGGAUUUAUCGUACAACUGUUUUGGAGAAGUUGAUAUAAAAUUUGGAGAUUUAAAGAAAUUAAAAAAUUUGUAUUGUUUCAGAGAUCAAAAAAUUGAUCUUGAUGCUUUAAGAAAAACAAAAAUCCUAAAGGAUGGAGACAGCAAUGAAAUUUCGAAUGAAAACAAGAAAGAGAAAGAAAAGGAAAAGGAAAAGGAAAAGGAAAAGGAAAAGGAAAAGGAAAAGGAAAAGGAAAAGGAAAUAGUUGAAAUUGUUGAAAUAGAGAAUAGUUGUAAUGAUAAUAAGCAAAAACAAAAAGAGAAUUUAUGCUCAUCUGCUAACAAACACCCCACUGAUGAUUGCAAAAAUGAGAUAGAAGAAGCAGCAAAAAAAAGAAAAUUGAAUUAG